Rhodofomes roseus is the source of this 858-nucleotide messenger RNA. Its product is annotated as Aldo/keto reductase. The coding region runs from base 1 to 858 and encodes 285 amino acids. The record is from RefSeq and is a predicted model, not a curated record. The transcript has 9 exons. Gene Ontology annotation, molecular function: oxidoreductase activity. NCBI's taxonomy places the organism in Eukaryota, Fungi, Basidiomycota, Agaricomycetes, Polyporales, Fomitopsidaceae.
AUGGCAGCUGCAUUAGAGAGCCUAUCUUCAAGCAUCCGACUUUCUUCUGGCCAUACGAUUCCCGUCCUCGGCUUCGGCGUCGCGUUCGGGAGGGCUGGCAGGGACCCACGCAGCUUGACGAAGCCCGCGGUCAGCGAGGCGCUCAAAGUCGGGCUUCGACACUUUGACACCGCGCGGAUGUACAAUAAUGAGGACCACCUAGGGGAGGUUAUCAGAGAGAGCGGCAUCCCGCGCGAAGACCUCUUCAUCACAACGAAGGUGGACAGCGCCUUUCAUGAGUACAACAAGACCACAGCGAGUGUCACCGACUCCUUGCAGCGGCCCGCGCUUGACUAUGUUGACCUCGUCCUUCUACACGACCCGCGGGCCGGGAAGACGCUCCGGCUAGAGGCGUACAAGGCUCUGCUCGACCUGAGGGCCCAAGGCAAGAUCCGCAGCGCGGGCGUAUCGAACUAUGGCGUCAAACACCUCGAGGAGAUCGCCGCAGCUGGCUACGAAGCGCCCUCCGUGAACCAAGUCGAGCUCCACCCCUUCUGCCAACAACGCCCCAUCGUCGCGUACUGCAAAGCGCACAACAUCGCCAUCGAGGCGUACUGCCCGCUCGUCCGGGGCAAGACGGACGACCCCGUCAUCGUGAAGAUCGCGAACCGGCUCAACAAGGACCCAGGGCAAGUCCUCAUCCGGUGGUCCCUCCAACACGGGUUCAUCCCCCUUCCCUUGUCGUCCUCGCCCGCCCGCAUCAAGUCCAACGCAGACGUCUUCGACUUCAGCCUCACAGAGAGCGACAUAGCCGAGCUCGACGCGCUCGACCAGGGCCCCGCCGGAUCGGUCAGCUGGAAUCCUGUGGAUACGGAAUAG